Molecule: messenger RNA, 577 nt
Organism: Diachasmimorpha longicaudata
Lineage: Eukaryota; Metazoa; Arthropoda; Insecta; Hymenoptera; Braconidae
Exons: 3
Coding region: 90-461 (123 amino acids)
Source: RefSeq, a predicted model, not a curated record
GUUUAAUAGCGUCAAUCAGAUAGUUAUUUCAACGAGAAGUUGAUCAUCUUGAACGACAGGAAAUCGCAUUUUACAAAUAAUCAAUCAAAAUGAUGAAGCUCGCUGUAAUGUUGUUGGCCGCUAGCAUUGCUGUGACCAUGGCUCACCCAGCAUUCCUGGAGCCGGAGGAGUCCGUCGUCACCGAGGAAACUUCCGAUGUGACAGAGGCACCGAUGUUGGAGACAACGAUCAGUGAGGACGACGACAUCACGACGGAUUCAGUAGAAAUAGUCGUUUAUUCCUAUGAGAACGGCUCUGAGAGCAUCGAGGAGGAUUCAGUAUACAGUCUUCUUCCAAAAUUAGCUGAAGCGAUGAACCGCAAGGAUGAAGUCUAUUUCACAUCAAUGGACAAUAUUCGCCAAAACUUUGCGAUGGUGGAGACGUCUCCAGCUGAUAUUGAAGUACCAACGGAGGCACCCUAAAGUUCCUCUGAAGGAGCAGGAUUAUUCUCCAUACUCCAGGAGCAUCGAUUCCGCGACUGAAAAAUAGUUAUUAAUACUUAUUCCUCAUCUGUAAUUACAAUCCAGGCAAAAUACAC